AUGGAUGCCCGUGAAGCGGCCCAAUAUGGGAAUCUGCCGCUGCUAGUGCAUUUAUUGGAUUCAGGUACCGUCUCGCCAACCUGGACAGACGCCGAUGAAUGCUCUUUAUUACAUUGGGCAGCUAUCAAUAAUAGAUAUGAGGCAGCCGAAUUCCUGAUCUCAAGAGGCUGUAAAGUUAAUGCUGUUGGUGGUAUCCUAUCGUCCACUCCACUACACUGGGCUGCUCGCCAGGGACAUGUCAAAAUUGUGGCCCUCUUAGCAAGGAAUGGGGCCGAUUUACUAAUUCGAGAUGUCGAAGGCUUCACCGCGCUGCACGUGGCCGCCCAAUUCGGCUGCACGCCAGUUGUCGCGUAUCUAGUCGCUAUCGGCCAAUCGGUCGAUUGCCCGGACGUCUCGAGAAUGACGCCAGUAAUGUGGACAGCCUAUAAAAUCCAUCAAGCCGAUCCACUAAAGCUGCUGCUCACAAUGGGAGCCGACGUCGACCGUGCCGAUCUCACUUUUAAUAACACGGCACUGCACUGGGCCGCGAUGCAGGGCAAUUCAACGGCUGUCGGGUUGUUAUUGAAAGCCGGAGCCGAUCAAUCACUUACAAACCGAGAAAAUGAUACCCCGCUCAAUUUGGCUGACCGCCGAGGCGACCUGACCACGCUGAAGUUGUUGCAAAGAGAUGCGAGAAGGCGCGGACUAAUAUCAUCUACUUUUAAGCAGAGAUUAUCAGAGCAUCCAGUAACUGCGCAAAGAGCCCUCUGCAUUUUACCCUUUUUGAUCUAUUCAAUUCUCGCCGUUAUUGCCCACCUCGAGGUCGAAUCCUCUAUGAAGCUAAUGGCUGUCGUAGCAUUUGCCUUGCUCAUGAAAAUGUGCUUACCUAAAUUCUCGUCCGACUACUUCAAUAACGUCUUGCCAGUGAGCGUUGCAUUAUCAACGAAAGUGACAAUAAUACUCACGUGGUUCUUCUACCUCCAGGCCAUCUCAUCUUGGUACCUCCAAAUUGCAUUCACCGUCAUCAUCUUUGUGGUGCCGUUCGUUUUUAUGUCGCUGUGCUAUUCGGAUCCGGGUUUUGUGCAACCGAAUUAUAAGCAAAGAUGUGUUGCGAUUACACGGGUAGCCGAAGGUCUUCCCGACCUCGGGAAUGGCGUAUUUUGCCCAACCUGCUUGAUUUUCCGACCGCCGCGAAGCAAACAUUGCGCCCGCUGUGAUCGUUGUGUUCUCAGGUUCGACCAUCACUGCCCGUGGGUGUCGAACUGUAUCGCCAGGGAGAAUCACCGUUCCUUCCUCGCCUAUCUUUCCCUAUUAGUCGCUGCCACCGGACUCUUUGCAUAUUCUUCAAUUAACUACUUCCAAGAAUACUGUGGCGCAACCUUCGAAGAUAUCCUCGAGUGCAAUGAGUGGCUCGCCUUCACGCUAAUCAUCUCGGUUUGCGUGUUUUUGUGGAUUGGCGCGAUGCUGGUGCUUCAACUCUAUCAGAUCACAUUUAACGUUACCACCAAUGAAAGGCUAAACAUCGAACGGUACCCCCAUAUCGGCUACGGGUCCACUAAACUUCACAUAAAAACGCCAUUUUCAAAAGGAUGUUCACACAACGUUCGCGAAUUCAUCUUUGCCGAUCGCAAAAUGCUGCUA
Molecule: messenger RNA, 1620 nt
Organism: Mesorhabditis spiculigera
Lineage: Eukaryota; Metazoa; Nematoda; Chromadorea; Rhabditida; Rhabditidae
Source: the annotation of a GenBank genome assembly